Molecule: messenger RNA, 1157 nt
Organism: Bufo bufo (common toad)
Lineage: Eukaryota; Metazoa; Chordata; Amphibia; Anura; Bufonidae
Product: ly6/PLAUR domain-containing protein 6-like
Exons: 3
Coding region: 78-461 (127 amino acids)
Source: RefSeq, a predicted model, not a curated record
ACCAGUUCUUCCAAAGAAACAAUUUCCAGGACUGGAUUUAUGAACAGAAGCUACAUCAUUCCACAACACUCACCACAAUGAAUAUCAUCACCGCAGCACUAAUAUCAGUCUCUGCACUAUGGAGCAUCAUGGAAGUGAAUUCUUUGCAGUGCUAUUCAUGUACCGAUGUGGGAAACAACACUGAAUGUAACCAGCUACCCAAAGUGACCUGCGACUCCUCCUCCAGCUAUUGCUUUACACAAGUAGAGAAGUUAAUUAACAGUCUGAAGAUCACUAAGAGAUGCUCACAAAGCAACGAAUGUAACUCGGGAAACUACAACGUAGGGCUGGCAUCCAAGCACACCUCUUGCUGUACUGGAGACCUAUGCAAUGUAUAUGCCAAUGGGAAGACCAAUUUAACAUACAACACUUUUCUAAUCGUGGCCGCAUUUCUGGUUCUUUGUAUGUUCAAGAAAGUGUAGGUUGAAAAUAUUAACGUAAAAAAACUUGUACGCAAUAAUUGUGAAAUGCUAAAUCUUACCUAUGAAAAUACAAAUAUAAGACUAGAUGGUGGCAUUAGUCCAUCACGUUCUGAGUCCUCCAGAACUUAUUCCCAAUGUCAAAUGGCCUCCAUGUUGCACUGGUUGACACCUGAUUACUGUUAAUCUGGGCCUAUACUCCUGGAAUACACACACCACCAUCAGUGAGAUACCUGUUCAGUAGCACAAAGCAAAGUACAUGGAUAUCACUAGCACUAGGGAUUUUAGAGAAGACAAAUGGGCAAUUGCAUAGGGGAAUCCAAUAUGCAUGGGCCUGAACUUCAGUUCCCUCAACUACUUUCAGACACUUCCACAGACCUGAAACGUUUAGAUUGUAAGUCCAACAAACAGAAACAAUUUACUAUGAUUUAGUACUAAGGGUUAGGCGUACCUGCACUGCUAACUGAAAGAAAUUCAGUGUCUGAGCAUUCAUGUUUAUUGCCAUAUGAAGAAGCAGAGAACUCAACACCACUUACGUACUUUGAGAGGUAGAGGAUCAGUCAUGAGAAAAUUCAACAUCCAUGUUUUCAGCAGCCCCAAUUUAUAUAAAAGGGGUUACAUGACCACUUAAAAAAAAAUGCUUAAAAUGAGACUAGAGAUGAGCGAAUUGAAUCCCACAAAGUGGAAUUCGAUCCUAAU